ACCAAAACAAACUUUUUAGUUUUAAUUUCUUGCUCAAAAAGUAGUUUUAUUAAAUUAAUAUUAUUUAUGCGUCUCUCUCUGUUGAAGCAGGACAGACUACAGGAGGCAAACAAUAUAUGACAUAUCCUCGUUUUCACGAACACCGUUCAGGGCAUGCUAAAAUGGUGGACAUGCAAUUAAAGGGAAGUGCUUGCAGGAUUAAGAAGUGUGCUUUCGAUUUACUGUCAAUCGGAAACGAUCUGACGAACGACGAUCGCUCGUGGGAAUUGAUGGGAAGGGAUCUCCGCCUCAAAUCCACCUUCUUGUACUGUGAUCUUAAUCAGAUGAUCUCUCGUUCACCAAGGGACCAGAAGAGAGCUCUCACUGAACUUGCCAACAAACUGUUUUGCUCCAUUGAAGAGUUGGAUCAUGCAGUGAAAAUUCGAAGCCUGGCGUUGACCCAAGAUCGAUACAAUGAGGCUGCUGUCAUUUUACAGGAGGUGAUGGCUCUUGCGCCAUAAAAAUAAUACGGUCGAUGGUUACAAACACUGAUCUGUAUAUUAUCUGUACACAAAGUUCAUGUCAUCUUUAAAGAAAUAGCUUUAUCCUCGA
Pyrus x bretschneideri (Chinese white pear) is the source of this 591-nucleotide messenger RNA. Its product is annotated as photosynthetic NDH subunit of lumenal location 3, chloroplastic-like. NCBI's taxonomy places the organism in Eukaryota, Viridiplantae, Streptophyta, Magnoliopsida, Rosales, Rosaceae. The transcript has 3 exons. The coding region runs from base 117 to 500 and encodes 127 amino acids. Gene Ontology annotation, molecular function: calcium ion binding. The record is from RefSeq and is a predicted model, not a curated record. Gene Ontology annotation, cellular component: photosystem II oxygen evolving complex; chloroplast; photosystem II. Gene Ontology annotation, biological process: photosynthetic electron transport chain; photosynthesis.